Molecule: messenger RNA, 1113 nt
Organism: Naumovozyma dairenensis CBS 421
Lineage: Eukaryota; Fungi; Ascomycota; Saccharomycetes; Saccharomycetales; Saccharomycetaceae
Gene: CCP1
Product: cytochrome-c peroxidase
Exons: 1
Coding region: 1-1113 (370 amino acids)
Biological process (GO): hydrogen peroxide catabolic process; cellular response to oxidative stress; response to reactive oxygen species
Molecular function (GO): heme binding; peroxidase activity
Source: RefSeq, a predicted model, not a curated record
AUGUCCACUACAGCUGCAUCCUUCGCUGCAAAGAGGUUCGUACCAAAGAUCAUUCCUCGAACAUUCAACAAGAAAUCAUUCUAUUUCAUCACUGCUGCUACUGCUGCCGCUGGUACCGCUGCAUUAACUGCUUCCCUUUACGACUCCAACAAGAGAAGAAGAAACAACUAUCAAAAAAACAAUAACAAUAACAACAAUGGAUUCUCAUCUGGAGCAAAAUUCAUGGCAGCAGCAGCUCCCAUAAUUCACUUAGCUUCCGCACCAAAGGACAAAACACAAGAAGAUUAUCAAAAAGUUUACAACGCCAUCGCUGAGAAGAUCAGAGAAGAUGAUGAUUACGAUAACUAUAUCGGAUAUGGCCCCGUCUUAGUACGUCUAGCAUGGCAUUGUUCCGGAACAUGGGAUAAGAACGAUAAUACGGGUGGUUCAUUCAACGGUACGUAUAGAUUCAAGCAAGAAUGUAAUGAUCCUUCUAAUAAGGGAUUACAAAAUGCUGGAGAGUUUUUAAAGCCUAUCUUUGAAGAAUUUCCUUGGAUUUCUCAUGGUGAUUUGUAUACUUUAGGUGGUGUUACUGCGGUACAAGAAAUGCAAGGUCCAAAGAUUCCUUGGAGACCAGGGAGAGUUGAUCAACCUGAAAGUGCUACUCCUGCUAAUGGGAGAUUGCCUGAUGCGGAUACUGAUGCGAAAUAUGUUAGAAAUUACUUUGCUAGAUUGAAUAUGAAUGAUAGAGAAGUGGUUGCCUUGAUGGGUGCUCAUGCUUUGGGGAAGACUCAUUUGGAAAAUACUGGUUAUGAAGGUCCAUGGGGGUUCGCUAAUAAUACUUUCACUAAUGAAUUCUUUUUGAAUUUAUUGAAUGAAGAUUGGAAAUGGGAAAAAAAUGAAGCUGGGAACAUGCAAUGGGGUUCUGAUAAGGGUUUCAUGAUGUUACCUGCUGAUAUGGCAUUGGUUCAAGAUCCGAAAUAUUUGCCUAUCGUUAAAGAAUACGCUAAUGAUCUGGAUACUUUCUGUAAGGAUUUCGCAAAGGCAUUCUCCAAGUUACUAGAAAACGGUAUCACUUAUCCGGAAGAUAGCAAACCAAUGUACUUCAAAACUUUAGACGAACAAGAUAUCUGA